Molecule: messenger RNA, 309 nt
Organism: Durusdinium trenchii
Lineage: Eukaryota; Dinophyceae; Suessiales; Symbiodiniaceae
Source: the annotation of a GenBank genome assembly
AUGAAUGCAUCGGAUCAAGUCCCUAAAACCUCCUUAGCUGGAUGGCAUAUGCAUCCGUUUACAUCGUUCAGAUUCAUAUGGGACACCGUCCACCGUUCACCGCCUAGGUCUUCUGGCUUCAUGUUUGAAGGGCUGGACGAAGGCAAGGAAGGAGCAUCCCUCCCGCCCUGGAGGCCGUGGCGACGGUUUCGGAAGAAGCCACGAGGUGGCUUUGCCGCUUCGGUCCCAGACUCCAUCCCUCCGGUGAGCCGGGACCGGGGGCACGGGACCUCGCGGCUUUGCCCGAAAGCACAAAAAACCAGCGACUGA